GCUGAGUUAUUUCAGCUGAUGGCUGUCCGUCUUUAAGCACCCACAGCGCACCAACUCACUGCAGGAAGCUUUGUGGGUCUUGUGGUUGCGUCCAUCCUGCUUGGCGGGGUGGCGUUGACGGCUUCAGCUCGGCCCCCGGACUGUGACCGAGGGACGAACCGGAGGAGACACAACUGGAUUUUGCCAGCGCUUGCUUCCACGGUGCGGAAACGAUUCAAAACUUUUUCUGGACACAAGUCUCCCAAAAUGAACCUUUCUGUUGUGGCCCUUCUGGUUUUCCUCGUGGUCGACGGAGCAGAAGCUUUGCAAGAAUCACAGAUAUGCUACAUUUUGGAUGGGAUUCUGUUCCUUUAUGGGAUCAUCCUGACCGUCCUCUACUGCCGACUUAAGUUCCUGAAUCGGAAGAAGACUCCAGCAUCUUCUGCCAUCUACGAAAAAGUGGAUCCCAUCUAUACGGGUCUGGACGUUCAGGAGAUGGAACCAUACAGCACACUAGAAACUUCGAAAGCACCCCCCGAAGGGCUGCCUCCCAGGGAGACCCCCUCCAACGAAUGAACAUCUGUCUCCAAACAACAUCUGGAUAGGCUUCCCCGGCUUCCGAUCUGGGCCAAGUUUGGUGUCGGGAGAGAAGCCGAAAAUCAGAAAGGACUCUGACGUCUCAAUCUUCCUCCAGAGUUUUAAUUUUUGGCAACGCAAAAGGCACACAAACGAAUGUGGGUGCCUGGGAAUUCUAGUCGAGCUACCAAAAUCCUCCUGAUUUUGGGGGGCAGGCGUUGGGGGGUGGUGGUGUAUUUUUGCUAGUUCUCGACUUACGACCACAACGCAAGGCUAGAAUUUCCAUGGCUUCCGUUCCAAUUUCCAAGCAAGGGAAUUGUUAAAAGUGUGUUGGGCUUGAUAUUAUGAGCUUUCGGCCAGGGUAGUUAAGUUAAUCACUGCUGUUAAACAAAUCAGGUAGUCGUUAAGCAAAUCUCAUCUAUCAUCUCUCUCUCUCUCUC
This is a messenger RNA of Thamnophis elegans (Western terrestrial garter snake), 995 nucleotides long. RefSeq names its product Fc fragment of IgE receptor Ig (gene FCER1G). The record is from RefSeq and is a predicted model, not a curated record. Bases 247 to 555 code for a protein of 102 amino acids. Gene Ontology annotation, cellular component: Fc-epsilon receptor I complex. The transcript has 5 exons. Gene Ontology annotation, biological process: cell surface receptor signaling pathway. NCBI's taxonomy places the organism in Eukaryota, Metazoa, Chordata, Lepidosauria, Squamata, Natricidae. Gene Ontology annotation, molecular function: IgE receptor activity.